CAAACAACCCUGUACACUACAGCACUAAUAGCCACAGCUAGCAGAGCAACAUUAAACAUUCUACAUUAAAAGGGUAGAAAUGCCCGAGAAUAGCCCUGUAACGAUGUGGUGGAGUGUUCCCGGGGUUAUUAAAGAAGAAUGGGCGCAUUAAUCAGUGAGGCUUGCAAGUGGAAGUGAGUAAAAAAAAAAAAAAAAAAAAAGUCACUGGAGCCUAAAUACCUCUGUUCGUUUGGACGCCUGCUUCGAAAGCGACGUUCGUCUGGACUUUUUGUUCUAGGGGAAAUUUGGACCCGAAAUCACACACAUAUAUAAAUCGCUCAGAAGUCAAAGAAUCACCAUUCAGCCUGGACAUUAAUGGCAAGAUGAAGUCACUCAUUUGCUGCAUCAUGAUGUGCACAUUGCAAGUCUGCAGCAAAAAUCCGAGGAGCUGCUGGACUUUGCUCCCUAACAUUCUGGUUGUGGAGGUGAAUGGCGCUUUGGGCCAGCAACCCCUGAGCUGCUUGGGGUCACCAGAGGAGGUGAUGAGGAGAGACAACAAGAGUCAGGAUAUUUUUUGGAAGAAGAACGGAGUAGUGGAAGCACAGCGAGGAAACUCGUACUUUGUGCAGCUCGAGGAAAGCUUAGGAGGGGGCAACUACACCUGCCACAGCAAGGACGGCUCUCUGAUCAAUCACACUGUGGUCCUGAUCCAAGAGGAGCCCAACAGGAAGAAGAUUCUUGUGAAAACCGAUGAAGAGGAUUAUUUGAGGUGCUCUGCUCAAAAUUACAACGGAGAGUUCCACUGCACGUGGACCUGGCACCGAAGUCGUGUUGGCAAAGUAGCAUUUAUCAGAGUUGGUCGCGUUUCUGACGACAAUGGCACCCAGUGUUCUGUGGACGCCAGUGUCCAGCGCUGGACAUGCCCCUCGGUUCACAGUAACUUCAGCUGUUCAGUAGACGCGAGCGGAAACGGGAUCACCUGUCGGGACGAGCAACACUGCCCCUACGCUGAGGAGACCCAGCAGAUCUACAUUACUGUCUACGUGAGGACUGAGCACUUCCUGGUGGAGAAUUACUCUAAGCACUUUUACCUGUCAGAUAUAGUGAAGCCUGACAAGGUGAGAAUCCGAAAAGUCAACACUUCGAUGAUAGAGUGGACUUACCCGAGCUCCUGGAGCAGCCCCUACUCCUACUUCCCCCUCACUUUCCAGAUUGCGCAGCUAAGGGGAGAAUGCAAAAGGUGUAACAACCCAUGCACUGACUCAAAACCCAAAAAGACCUUUUCAGUCCAAUCUACCGACAUUUGUCAAUUCAAAGUCAAGCACAAGGCCAAGGCUGUCUGUGUCCGAGCUAAGGAUGCUCUGUGUAACUCACAGUGGAGCGAGUGGAGCCACUUCAGGCUGCGAAGACACAAGAGGAACAAAAAGAACAAACAUCAGCAAAACAAAAAACGAGAAUAACGGAAGAGCGAGGAUCCAAACAUUGGAUCCUUCUCCAGAAGUGUUAUGUUUAUUUAUGUGCUUUUAUAAAUUCUGAUUUAUAUUAUGGUGUUUGUAAUAUUUAACUAUUCUUGAUGAUGAAUGAAGGAAUAAAGUGAAA
Toxotes jaculatrix (banded archerfish) is the source of this 1578-nucleotide messenger RNA. It is a transcript of the gene il12ba, whose product is annotated as interleukin 12Ba. The record is from RefSeq and is a predicted model, not a curated record. The coding region runs from base 363 to 1439 and encodes 358 amino acids. The transcript has 8 exons. Lineage: Eukaryota; Metazoa; Chordata; Actinopteri; Toxotidae. Gene Ontology annotation, molecular function: protein binding.